This is a messenger RNA of Olea europaea var. sylvestris, 682 nucleotides long. RefSeq names its product 14 kDa proline-rich protein DC2.15-like. The record is from RefSeq and is a predicted model, not a curated record. The transcript has a single exon. Lineage: Eukaryota; Viridiplantae; Streptophyta; Magnoliopsida; Lamiales; Oleaceae. Bases 75 to 479 code for a protein of 134 amino acids.
GCUUUACACCUUCAUCUUCAAACCACCUUUUUAACAAAAAUAUUUGAUCCAAAACAAGCUCUGAGAACUGGAAAAUGGGUUCACAAACUCCAGCCAAAGCCACCCUUUUUCUUGCAAUGAACCUUCUCUGCUUUGUUUUAACCACCGCGUGUGGAGGAGGAACCUGCGGUAACCCUUCACCACCGGCAACCGGUGGUGGACCUGGUGGUGGUCAGUCGGCAACUUGUCCUAGGGAUGCCUUAAAACUAGGCGUCUGCGCCAAUCUAUUAGGAGGAUUAGUGGGAGUGGUGGUUGGCAGCCCUCCCACCAUCCCUUGCUGCACCUUGCUGGCGGGAUUGGCCGACCUCGAGGCGGCUGUUUGCCUUUGCACCGCCAUUAGAGCCAACGUGCUAGGAAUCAAUCUGAAUAUCCCAAUUUCUCUCAGCCUACUUCUCAAUGUGUGUGGAAGGACUCCUCCUACUGGCUUCACUUGUGCUUGAUUCACCAAUCUUCUCUUAAUUUCUACAAAUGAGACAUAUAAUCUCAUAAUCUUGCAAUGUCUUAAAUUAAAAAAGAAAAUUGUGUUAUGUUGUACUUGUCUUGUGUUUUAUUUACAUGUAAUUGGAGUUGUGCUCUUGAUUACCAUUCCUCUCAAAAUAUAAAUAAAUAUAUCGGCCACUGAAUUGAGGGCCACUUUUAUAUA